AUGUUAGACAUAGUGCAAGCCGCAUCGAAAGAGCGUUCGGCUCCCGGAGAAAAGCCUCCGGAAGUGGUCGCAAUAGAGGAUGUCUCGCCCAAGUCGUCUGACGUCCUGCAACCAAAAGCCAAUGCUCUCGGGUACGAUACUGGCGAAGACAUGACGUUUCCCAAAGAAGGGAUCCGGGCGUGGCUCGUGGUGUUGGGUUCCUGGUGUGGCAUGAUUGCAACCUUUGGCAUUGCCAACACCACAGGUGUGCUCCAGGAGUACCUAGUCAAGCACACCCUCUCUCAGUAUUCCGAGUCCGACGUAUCGUGGAUCUUUUCCAUUUGGCUAUUCAUCAUGUUUGUUGGCAGCAUUCAGGUCGGGCCGCUGUUUGAUACAUUUGGUGCUCGGGCCUUGUUGAUCCCCGGUGGGGUUUGCCAGGUCCUAUCGGUGUUUUUUCUGGCUUGGUCCAAGGAAUACUACCAAUUUAUUCUGGGAUUCAGUGUCUUGGGCGGCCUUGGCUCCACAAUGAUCUUCAAUCCCUGUAUCACAGUGAUUGCCCAUUGGUUCUGGAAACGUCGCGCUUUUGCUACUGGCAUUGCGGCGUCGGGCGGUGCGAUCGGAGGCAUCAUGUUUUCGCUCAGCCUCAGUAAACUGCUGGAAACAACUAGCUACGCAUGGAGUAUUCGCGUCAUGGGAUUUGUUGUCCUAUUUUUGUGUGCAGUCUGUGCUACGUUGGUUGAUUCAAGAGGCCAGAAAAAAAAGGCUUUUACCAACGCUGUUAUUGACUUUAAGGCAUUGAAGGAUUGGGAGUUCCUCACCCUCACGUUCGCCGUAUUCCUGGUAGAAUGGGGCGUGUUUAUACCUAUCAACUAUAUCGCGUCGUACUGCGUUUCUCGCGGACUGACCACGACAUAUUCCAACCAGGUGCUGGCCUACCUGAACGUUGGUUCGGUCUUUGGACGAGCUUGUCCUGGAUAUUUUGCCGAUAAAUGGGGGGCAUUCAAUGUGAUGAUCACCACAUCCUUCAUCUGCGGCGUUUUGUGCCUGGCUGUCUGGCUUCCUGCUGGAUCAACCAAGGCUGGAGUCACAGCUUUUGCAGUACUCUUUGGAUUCUGGUCAGGAUCCACCAUUUCCCUCACACCUGUGUGUGUGGCACGGUUAUCUCCUACCAAGGACUACGGUAGGAGGUACGGUACAUGUUACUUUUUCUCCAGUUUUGCUGCCCUAACCGGGUUGCCUAUUGCCGGCUCUUUAACAGACCACCAUUUCUUGGGACUCAUUCUGUUUGCCGGUUUAAUUUAUUUGCUCGGGUCUCUUUUCUUUUUGAUAUCCCGUUUGUUUGCCGUUGGUAAACAGCCAAUUUUCUAG
Wickerhamiella sorbophila is the source of this 1347-nucleotide messenger RNA. RefSeq names its product putative transporter MCH4. Bases 1 to 1347 code for a protein of 448 amino acids. Gene Ontology annotation, molecular function: transmembrane transporter activity. Gene Ontology annotation, biological process: transmembrane transport. The record is from RefSeq and is a predicted model, not a curated record. The transcript has a single exon. NCBI's taxonomy places the organism in Eukaryota, Fungi, Ascomycota, Dipodascomycetes, Dipodascales, Trichomonascaceae. Gene Ontology annotation, cellular component: fungal-type vacuole membrane.